This is a messenger RNA of Lachnellula hyalina, 1896 nucleotides long. RefSeq names its product DNA topoisomerase (gene top3). Gene Ontology annotation, molecular function: DNA topoisomerase type I (single strand cut, ATP-independent) activity; DNA binding. The record is from RefSeq and is a predicted model, not a curated record. Gene Ontology annotation, biological process: DNA topological change. The coding region runs from base 1 to 1896 and encodes 631 amino acids. Gene Ontology annotation, cellular component: nucleus. The transcript has 6 exons. NCBI's taxonomy places the organism in Eukaryota, Fungi, Ascomycota, Leotiomycetes, Helotiales, Lachnaceae.
AUGGUCUCCAAGAUCCUUUGCGUGGCAGAGAAGCCUUCUAUUGCCAAGGCCGUUGCAAACCAUCUCUCAGGAGGCCAAGUUCAAGUACGCAACUCCGGCAACCAAUACAUCAAGAACUACUGUUUUGAUUUCAACUUUGGAGGACGAUGGGGCAAUUGCAAUGUGGUUAUGACAUCUGUCGUAGGCCAUCUGACCGGUGCCGACUUUGACCAGGAGCAUAGACAGGACUGGAACUAUCCUCCCGCUGAAGCUCUCUUUUCAGCCCCUGUUUUCACCACAGUUGACAAAGAUAAAGUAGAGAUUGCAGCCAACAUCAAAAAGGAAGCGAGGGGUGCUCGUGCCCUUUUCAUUUGGACAGACUGUGAUCGAGAAGGAGAGCACAUCGGCGCCGAAGCACGGUCUCAAGCUUUAGAAGGAAAUGCCAAUAUUCAAGUCAAGAGAGCUCGGUUCAGCAACAUCGAGAGAGCUCAUGUCAUCACCGCCGCCAAGAAUCCUAUUGAUCUCGACGAUCGCCUGGUAGAUGCUGUGUCAGCCCGCAUUGAGCUCGAUUUAAGAAUUGGCUCUGCCUUUACACGAAUGACGACCCUUGCUGUUCGGUCUCUGGGUGGUACUCUGGCCGUUGACGAAAAGGGAAAAAGGAGAAUUGUGAGCUACGGGCCCUGUCAGUUUCCAACUCUGGGAUUUGUAGUCGACCGCUAUUUCAGAGUAGUCAAUUUUAUCCCAGAGCCAUUCUGGGGCAUUAGUGUCAACCAUAGACGGGACAACAUCGAUGUUCAUUUCUCUUGGAAACAGGUGCAUCUUUUCGAUCGUGCAAUAGUGACCAUUCUGUUCGAAAGGUGCAUUGCAGCGAAGGUAGCGAAAGUUAUCAAGGUUCAAGAAAAGCCGACGAAGAAAUGGAAACCUCUGCCCCUAACUACAGUUGAACUCCAGAAGAACGCCAGUCGGUUUUUGAGGAUGGAUAGUCAACGUGCAAUGAAGAUUGCGGAAGAUCUCUACAACAAAGGGUUUAUCAGCUAUCCUAGAACCGAGACUGAUCGGUUCGACAAGGGCAUGAAUCUCCGAGCUUUAGUUGAGAAGCAGACCCAUGACGGUCGAUGGGGACCAUUUGCUCAAAAUUUGGUCAAUGGGGGAUUUCAGCAACCACGAGAGGGAAGAAACGACGAUAAAGCCCAUCCACCAAUUCACCCUGUUACGUAUUGCGCUCCUACUGCACUGAGUGCCGACGAAGGAAAAGUCUACGAAUUUGUCACUCGCCGAUUCCUAGCCUGCUGCUCAGAAGAUGCCAAAGGCCAACAGACCGUCGUUGAACUCGAAUACGGGAGCGAGAUCUUCAGCGCUCACGGGUUGAUCGUUCUAGAGAGAAACUAUUUAGAUGUGUAUCCCUACGAUAAAUGGACCAGCAGCACAAUCCUACCGAGAUUCACACUUGGAGAGAGAUUUGAACCGACGGAGGCUUUGAUGACGGAGGGAAAAACAGGACCGCCUUCAUAUCUUACAGAACCUGAUCUUAUCGCUUUGAUGGAUGCGAAUGGCAUAGGUACGGACGCUACAAUGGCUGAACAUAUCGCCAAAAUCCAGGAACGAAAUUAUGCCUUCACGAGACCUGUCGGAGGCGGCAGAGGCGGAAACGCAAUGGUGGAAUUCAUACCCUCCACUCUUGGUGUGGCAUUGGUGACGGGCUACGAUCAAAUGGGUUUCGACACCAGUCUUAGCAAACCAUUUCUACGGAAAGAAAUGGAGUCACAGAUGAAAGAUAUCUGUGAGGGCCGAAUAACGCGACAACAUAUGAUGCAGAAUAAUAUUAGGCAGUACAAGCGAGUGUUUGUUCAAUCUACGGAGAGGCUGGAUGUUUUGAGAGCGGCAUGUAGGAGAUAUGUUCAGGGUAUCGGCGCAUGA